AAUGACAAUAUAACAUCUGUGUGUAACGAAGGAAGUCAAAUUAUAUUAAACCUAAUUUAAUUAAUUCAUUAAUUAGAAAUCUUGUCAUGAAAAAUGAAUUACGAAGAAACAAAAGCAGUGGUCCAGGAGAAAUUUCUUUCAAGUGAACUGGUUACAGCAUUCCUUUGCGAUGCGAAAAUACUCCAUCCCGAAUGGGUGAAGAAGGAUAGGUUGCUGUGCAUUGUAGAAUAUGGAGACGAGAAAGCCGUGUUUUGUUUAUUCACGUCUAGUUACCCGCCUAAAUCCUUCACCGAUUUAUCUAUAGAAAUAGUGCUGCCCAUCGACAUCAACUUUAAAUGUGAGAUUGAUAACAAACCAUCAGACCCUGAGGCAGUCCUUUACCUGAAUUUGCAGUCAAAUAGUAAUAAAUAUAAGUUCGAAAUUCAAAUGACCCCGCGCGUCGACAACUUUGUGGAUGAUCUCUUCAGAGGGAUAGAAGCCGUAAGUAAAAUGCCAACGCAACCUGAGUUUGUAUGGCUAAAAAAGUAUCAAGGUAAGAAUGAAGACGACAUUAUUUCCCAAUUGUCAGUUGUACCUAGAAGCGGAGCCACACAUUCACAGAGCUCCGCUCCUGUAGCUAUCAGGGAGAGUCUAAUUAAACGAAAAAUGUAUGAUAAGGAACUUGAAUACACAUAUACUAAGACAUUCACUGUGUUCUGUGGCACUUGGAAUGUCAAUGACAAAUCACCAGUGUUAUCUCUGGAAGGGUGGCUCAAUGUGGAUGAAGAACCACCUGAUAUAUAUGCAGUGGGUUUUCAGGAACUUGAUUUAUCCAAGGAGACAUUCAUCUUUGAUCAAACUGUUAGAGAAGAGGAAUGGUCAAAUGCUGUUGUACGUUACUUGAAUAUACGAGCUAAAUAUGUCAUAUUGGAGAAAGUUAGACUAAUUGGUAUGUUGCUGAUGGUUCUGAUCAAACAGAAACAUAAAGCCCAUGUACAUAAUGUGGUUUUCGACACAGUGGGAACAGGAAUAAUGGGCAAAAUGGGAAACAAAGGUGGUGUGUCCAUACGAUUUGACCUUCAUAACACAUCUAUAUGCAUUGUAAACUCUCACCUGGCUGCCCAUGUAGAAGAGUAUGAAAGACGAAGUCAGGACUUCAGGGAUAUCUGCAAUAGAACAAGAUUUCAACAACUGAAUCAACAGGCCAAAGCCAUAAAAGACCAUGACCAAAUAUACUGGAUAGGUGAUUUAAACUAUCGCAUUACUGAGAUGGAUCCAAACACUGUAAAGCAACUUAUUAAUGAAAAUAAUUUUGAGGCAGUCUUAAAAUAUGACCAACUAAAACAGCAACAUAAGAACAAUAGUGUGUUUGCUGGCUAUACAGAGGGUCCAAUUACUUUUAAACCUACAUACAAAUAUGACCCUGGCACUGACAAUUGGGAUUCAAGUGAGAAAAAUCGUGCCCCAGCAUGGUGUGAUAGGAUAUUUUGGAAAGGAGACGGUAUUACACAGAAAGCAUAUAGAAGCCAUCCUAGUUUGAAUAUAAGUGACCACAAGCCAGUAUCUGCUAUCUUCAACUCAAUUAUUAAGGUAAUAGAUGAGGAAAAAUAUAGAAAAGUAUAUGAAGAUGUAAUAAAACAACUUGACAAACUUGAAAAUGAACUCAUACCACAAGUUAAAGUUGAUAUGAAUGAAAUAGAUUUUGGUACUGUAAAGUACCUUGAAUUGCAAAUGAAGACCAUCAUAAUAAAGAAUACUGGAAAAUUACCUGUGGAAUUUGAAUUUAUUAAGAAAUUAGAUGAAGCAAGUUUCUGCAAAGAAUGGCUCAUUGUUGAGCCUUAUAAGAGGUGUAUUUGUGCUGACGAGUCAUGUGAAAUAAUAUUUAAAGUACAUAUCAAUAAGAUUUCUGCUUGCAAACUCAAUGCAGGAACUGAUGAAUUGUAUGAUAUUUUAGUUUUGCAUUUAUAUGGAGGGAAGGAUAUCUUCAUAACUGUGACUGGAACAUAUGAGAGGAGCUGUUUCGGGUGCUCAAUAGAGGUUUUAGUCAACCUCAAUAUGCCUAUAAAGGAGGUGCCUAUUAAGCAACUAGUUGAAUUAGAAAGCAAAAGGCACCAACCUGUAUCAAGCCAAUCCACAUAUUCAAUACCCAAGGAGGUGUGGUUCUUAGUUGACCAUAUAUAUUUACAUGGACUUAAACAGCCCAACUUAUUUGAACAACCUGGUCUGCAUUCUGAAAUUCUACAAAUUAGAGACUGGCUAGAUUCGGGCUCGAUGGAUCCUAUUCCAGGAUGUAUACAUUCAGUUGCAGAGGCUCUCCUGCUGCUUUUAGAAAGUACUGCAGAUCCUAUUAUACCAUACAAUCUUCAGUCGGUGUGCUUGAGGGCAUCUGCAAAUUAUUUACAAUGCAGACAAAUUGUCUCACACUUGCCCGAAUUCAGAAAAAAUGUGUUCUUAUACUUGUGUGAAUUUUUACAAGAAGCAUUGCAGCACAGUGCCGAAAAUGGAUUAGAUGCUAACACUUUAUCUUCACUUUUCGGAGCAAUAUUCCUUCGGGAUAAUCCAAAUCAAACGCAAGAGCCCCAGUCUCGAAUUAACAAACAGGUGAUAGAAAAGAAGAAAGCCCAGUUUGUACAUCACUUCUUAGUUAAUGAUCACAGUGAAUUAAUUUUUACUAGAUAAUUUAUCAGUUUUUCAAUAAUUUAAUAUUUUAAUUUAUUAAUCCAAAUACUCACUACUUUUCUAUUAGUAUUAACAUUUACCAUUUCUUUGUUGUAAUUGCUGUGGUCACAUGAAUGUGUAGCAAUUUGUCUAGUUUGUACAUAAACUGAGUCUCAAUUGCAUUAUUUAUGAAUUAACAGUGUUAUUGCACUUAGUAAUGAAAAGAUAACAUGAUAUGAUUAAAUAGUGUGCCCCAUUGUAAUUUGAAACAUUAAUAAUUGAAAAUAUUACUUUUAUACCUAUAUUAGGUAAAGCACUUAGAAUAUAUACAUAAUAUUAUUAAAUUACACACGUUAUGUGUAUAAUGUAGACACAUAUGUGUUACUUUACCUGUAGAAACACAUGUAAAGUAACACAUAUGUGUCUACAUUAAUAGAGAAAUGACAUAAUAUUUAGCUUCAUAUAGUAAUCGCACCAGGAUCUGUAUUUAUAUAAUAUGCCAAAUCCAAUUUGCCAUAAAACAACCACAGUUAUGCAUUAAGCAGAGUGUAUGUGUAUGUAUUUUAGCUGUGUAUAGCAUUUUUGUAUACCUACUCUAGGUACGACCAUAUACUGGUACAAAAAUCUUGAACAUUAAGGUUUAGUUUUAAUUUUACAUGUUAUAUGAGGAUGGGAAUAUGUCGUAAUUGGCUCGUAUGUUGUACGAAACUUGACUAGUAACUUAAAAUAGAUUGUGCUUCCUCGCGUAUUUCCGCAGAUUGUUUUAAAAAAAUCAUAGGUCAAUGUUAACUUGAAACGCAUUUAUCAGAAUCUCGUCAACUAUAUAUUCAUUAACUAGCUGUGCAUUACAAGGAAGGCGUAGCCUUUCUGAGAUCUGCCAUGUAUUGAUGAUAGUAAAAGUAAAAAUAAAUCAUCAGUAAAACAAUAAUUGAAACAUCCAUAUGGCACCAUCUUAUAUUUAUAAAUUGGUUGGCGUAUUGAGAAAUAUUUGUAAAAAUAUUUAUUUCAGCCCUUUUGAUGUAUUUUGCUCAGCUUUCAAUCGCCUGUGUAUAAACUACGUUGCUUUAUUACUUAAUAAAAAAAAAUGUAUUUAUACGAAUAUAGCUUGAUAGUCAGACAUACAGAAAAUAAGACAAGAGCAUUUGGCGUUACAUUCUUUAUGCCUACCUAAAUUGAAAACAAGCUGUUCAAGCUCGCCCAAGAUCCCCCGUCCAAUUCAAACGGGGAUCGAAAUUACGAUGGCCUGAGCCGAGGUUCAAACCCCUAUCGGUUCCCUCAGACUAAAGUCAUAUCCGUCACGCAGGAGUAGGCCUUCGCCCGCUCCAGAAGUCCUUCGGGUUUAGAUUGUCAUCUGCACUCGUCCCCUAUCAUUCGGUGAAGCUGUAAAGGCCAAUUUCGGCCAACAGUAUUAGAGGAGUUAAAAAAGCUUUAUAAAGACAAAAAUCAACACCUAUAGAGACACUAGGACGUUGUAGUACUUAAUUUGUAUUUUUUAUUAUUAUUAGGUAACUGGACUACUAACAUUAUUUACGACUAACGGUAUGUUCACAUUUUAGUCAUAUAUAUUUAGACUAUACAAACACAUAUAGGAAAAUAUGGUUGUAAUCAGUUAUUAAUAAUAAUACCUGUACCUAAAUGUUGUGUGUUAGUUUUUAUAUUUAGUUGUUUAUUGAAUAUUUUCCCAUAACUAAUAUAUGUAUAUAAGAAUGUAUAAAAUUAGUGUAGCCAGAGUAGGCACUUUUAUAUAUAGUAAAGACAGAAAUAUAAUAUAUUUUCGUGAAUAAAUUUUAAAAAAUGUAUCGAAUAAUAAUUUACCAUAAUUGUAUGCCGAGUACCUAUAAAAUAAAAAACUUUUUUAGGUAUAGAUACAAAUAAUAAUUUCAUUUAUUUUCCGAACAGUGUCUGCAGAAAUAAGUGAGAGAUUAAAAAGAAACAUUCCAAUUAUCUUGUUUACAAAUAUCUGAGACAAAAAUACUUUGCGUAACAAUUUCAUUUACUAGCAUAAUAACAAUUAUUUUAAUAUAAAUUGCCAAAUUUAUCUUCCUACAACUGCUGUAGUAUUUUGAAAUAGGAGCAAUAAACCACUACCUCACGCGCUCUCGAAUAUUUUUUUUUUAUAUGUUACUAUUUAUAAAUAAUAAUACCAUCAAACACUAUUUCAUCAUAUUAAUAUAAUUUUAGUUUUAAUAAGGGCACCUAUUUCAAGUCAAGCAAAUUAAUUUGUUACAAUUGUCAAAGACAAUGAAAUAACUAGGUUUGGAGUACAGAUGCAUGAUAUCAUAGUCCCCCAGAAUGACAAUCCAAGGGUGAUCGGUAUCAUGAGAUUCAUAUGAUAACGUGAUAUCCGAGGGUACAUUUAGGUAUAGAGGCUAAGGCGACUAUACCCCUCCGAUCGAUCCCCCGUCCAAUUCAAACGGGGAUCGGAAUUACGAUGGCCUAAGUCGUGGUUCGAACUCAUAGCGGUGCCCUCAGAAUAAAGUCGUUUCCGUCGGGCUGGAGUUGGCC
Messenger RNA from Achroia grisella, 5142 nucleotides. RefSeq names its product type II inositol 1,4,5-trisphosphate 5-phosphatase-like. The coding region runs from base 94 to 2658 and encodes 854 amino acids. NCBI's taxonomy places the organism in Eukaryota, Metazoa, Arthropoda, Insecta, Lepidoptera, Pyralidae. Gene Ontology annotation, biological process: phosphatidylinositol dephosphorylation; signal transduction. Gene Ontology annotation, cellular component: membrane. Gene Ontology annotation, molecular function: inositol phosphate phosphatase activity; phosphatidylinositol-4,5-bisphosphate 5-phosphatase activity. The record is from RefSeq and is a predicted model, not a curated record. The transcript has a single exon.